Messenger RNA from Puccinia graminis f. sp. tritici CRL 75-36-700-3, 1520 nucleotides. RefSeq lists its product as uncharacterized. The transcript has 10 exons. Gene Ontology annotation, molecular function: protein binding. Lineage: Eukaryota; Fungi; Basidiomycota; Pucciniomycetes; Pucciniales; Pucciniaceae. The coding region runs from base 173 to 1384 and encodes 403 amino acids. The record is from RefSeq and is a predicted model, not a curated record.
CAUCUUGUUGUGUUUUGUAUGUACCACUUGCAAAUGAUUAGGUGGUGGUUGGUUAUCCAGAUGUGUUUAUGUAAAUGCCCUUGCAGACGCAUACAUUCAGGUCUCAACUUGUUUUCCCUUUUUCCUCCGACUCCAAAAAUCAUCAAACAACUUCCUUGACUUCGAAAACAAUAUGUCAGAGACCAAGCCAACAGACUCGGAGCCCAUCCAAUCUCCAACGAUCGACUCAGCAGUAGCCCGACUGGAUGAAGCAUCCUACCAGGAUGGGAUACAGGAACGACAGGCCAUCCUGGAGGCACAAGCGAUCGAAGGCGCCAAGGACGAGUCGGUCUGGCAGGCAGAGAACGAAGAACUAUUGACCGAAUUCAAAGAAGGCGCAGAGGAACUCGAACUCUCUCAUUCACGAAUCAGGACCCUGCGAGGAUUUGAGCGACAUUUGGAGCGAUUGGCCCCCUCGUUAAAGCGGAUCAACCUGCGCCAGAACCUGAUCAACCAACUCAAGUUCAACCCUCGAAUCGAAAGCAAAGCCACCCCACCCGAAAUUAAGGAUAAUCAGCCACCUGAAAGCUCGCAAGAUGAAACCCCGGACCAAAUACUUCUAGAGGUCAUCGCACCCUUUGGACAUUUAGAAGGAUUAGAGGAACUGGAUUUGUACGAUAAUCAGAUCGCGAAGAUCGAGGGUCUUGAAAACUUGCACAACCUAAAGACCUUGGAUUUUAGCUUCAACCUGAUCAGACGGAUCGAAAACCUCGACUCAUUGCGCUCAUUGACGACCCUCUACCUGAUCCAAAAUAAGAUCUCGCAGAUCGAGGCCCUCGAUAAUCUGGCGAACACGCUCACGAGUUUGGAACUUGGAAGUAAUCGAAUCCGACAAAUCACCAACUUGGCUUGUUUGACCAACUUGACUGAACUAUGGUUAGGCCGGAACAAGAUCUCCAAACUCGAAGGAUUGGAUGCGCUCGUCAACCUCCGAAGUCUUUCGAUACAAUCCAACCGGAUCGUUAAAUUGGAAGGCUUGGAGAAUUUGGUCGGUUUGGAGGAGUUGUAUAUCAGCCAUAACGGACUGACUUCGAUAGGAGAAGGCCUCUCUACAAAUAAAAAACUUCGGGUUUUGGACGUUGGGGCGAAUGAGAUUAAUGACAUGAGCGGGAUCGAGGGUCUUAGUCAAUUAGAAGAACUCUGGGCAAAUAACAACAAGCUGACAGUCGCCGGAUGGAGUGCGAUCGAAGGCAGUCUAUCUCAAAGUAAUAUGGCUAAUCUGCAGACCGUCUAUCUCGAAGGUAACCCUCUGCAACUCGAAAUGGGCGCUAAUUAUCGCAGGAAAAUCAUGCUUGCUUGUCCCCAACUGAUCCAAAUCGACGCGACAUUUGUUAAAACUCAAUAGUGUUCACAUUUAAAUUCAAAAAAAAAAAAAAGACAAGAGCAAGAGCAAACCAGAAUGAAAUACAUCAUAGGCCAGAUAAUAACUGGGCAUCAGUAAGAUCACAAACGAGGGAGGAGGAGGGGGGGGGGGGGGACGA